Molecule: messenger RNA, 4283 nt
Organism: Lagenorhynchus albirostris (white-beaked dolphin)
Lineage: Eukaryota; Metazoa; Chordata; Mammalia; Artiodactyla; Delphinidae
Gene: CFAP251
Product: cilia and flagella associated protein 251
Exons: 24
Coding region: 156-3842 (1228 amino acids)
Cellular component (GO): sperm flagellum
Molecular function (GO): protein binding
Source: RefSeq, a predicted model, not a curated record
GUCAUCCUUUAGUGAAUGGGGGUUCCAGACGCUCAGGCUGCACCUGCGUUUGCACUGCGGCACUGCUGCUCUGGAUACAGGAUAAUUGAGUCUCCUGGGCCUGCCCUCGGAUCAGCACUUUCGUAGACUGCUAAGAGACAUCUCCAAAGAGAAGAAUGUCAGAUGCAGAGGAAAACCCACUGGAAGAAACAGAAGAAUAUGGAGAAAUAGAAAUGGAAGAAGGAGAAGAAGAAGAAGAAGAAGAAGAAGAAGAAGAAGAAGAAGAAGAAAAAUAUCCAAAUGAUGAAGGGCUAGAAAAUAUGCAACAGGGAUUAAAAGAAGAUAACACAUUAGCGUGGAGAGGGUCUCAGGAGGAGGGGGAAGCGGAGGGAGAGGGAGCGGAGGGGAAAGAAGAGGGGGAAGAAUUUGGGAAGGAGGAGGCAGCAGGAGCACAGGAAGAAACCACAGUGAAGCCCCAAGAAAUCACCAAGUCCAUGAUCAGUUUGGAGAGACUUACACCAACUGAUUCCCAAUCAAUCUUGUCAGGAACACUCCCAAAAACCUAUAGUGGUAGAGAGUCAAAGCAUUCAUUACAAUCAGAGCUUUUGGAAACAUUCGAACUUCCAAGCAUGGCCUCGCAAUUAGAGUUUCUUGAUUUGGAUCUAACCACUUCUGCGGGACAACAGCUUAGUUCCCCUGAAAAGCAGCCUUCGGGCGAGCUUGCAGAGAGAACCGACCAGAGGCCCCAAGAUGAAUUGGGACAAGAAAGGAGACACUUGGAACCAGAAAGGGGAGACUUGGAGCCAGAAAAGAGAGAAGGGAGAAAAGAAACAAGAGUAUUACACGUAAAUGAGAAAAAAGAAAAAGAAUUCCAGCCCAAAGCAAGGAUCCCUAAGGGGUCACUGGUCUCCACUGCCACCGAGGACAUUUUGUUCCAAAAGGAUGACGGUGCCAACGUGUAUCCCUUGGCCAUGACCUGGUCGUUCGGAUGGAACAGUUCCCUUCCUGUUUACUACAUUCAAGAUGAAAACCAGAGAGUUCUUCUGUAUGCCAGUGCUCACACUGCGGUCAUCUACAAUGUCUUCAAGAAUAACCAGCACCAUCUUCAGGGCCACCCCAACGUCAUCUCCUGCCUCUGCAUCAGUGAAGACAGGCGCUGGGUCGCCACGGCUGACAAAGGGCCCGAAUGCCUGAUAAUCAUAUGGGACUGCUUCACGGGCAUUCCUGUGCACACGAUAUUCGACAGCUGCCCAGAAGGUGGCGGCAUCAGGGCCAUGGCCAUCACCCACGAUGCCAAGUACCUGGCGACCAUCUCAGACGCUGAGAUCCAGAAAGUUUGCAUCUGGAGGUGGACUUUAGCGGUGGAAACACCGGCCUGCACUCUUAACCUUCCCAAAGAGUAUGGUUUUCAGAGCUACCUUACUUUUAAUCCAACAAAUAAUAAAGAAUUGGUGAGCAAUAGUAAAACACAAGCAAUAUAUUAUAUGUGGUAUGAAGAGGGAGAUAUACUUGUUCACAGUGCCCCACUUUUAACAGAAAAAACAUUCAACAAGCUCGUGGGAAAAUUUAGCCAGUCAGUCUUUCAUUUGAAUUUAACCCAAAUACUGUCGGCGACAAUGGAAGGGAAGCUGGUUGUCUGGGACAUUUACCGCCCACCACCGUCUGCCUCCACCUCUUUGGGCUUUCCCCACAUCACACCUUGUAAACUGGUUCAUUUGCAGAAGGAGGGUAUCACUGUGCUUACUACAGUUGACAGCUAUGUUGUCACAGGUGACAUUCGGGGUAACAUCAAGUUCUACGAUCACACCCUGUCCAUUGUGAACUGGUACAGCCACUUCAACCUGAGCUCCAUAAGAAGCCUGUCCUUCUCAAAGACCCCAGCAACUCCUCCGACUGAAAAUACAAACUAUCCUCCAGACUACACUUUAAAAGGUGACCUUUUUAUUGUAAGGAAUUUUAUCAUUGGAACGUCGGAUGCGUCAGUGUACCACUUAACAGCAGAUGGGACCAAACUUGAGAAGUUAUUUGUAGAGCCCAAGGAUGCCAUUUGUGCCAUCUCCUGCCACCCGUACCAACCCCUCAUUGCCAUCGGGAGUUUCUGUGGGAUGAUCAAAGUGUGGGAUUAUGAACAGAAAAAAUACCUCUUCAGCAGGAUCUUUGAGAAGGGGCUUGGAGUCCAGAGUCUGACCUACAACCCUGAAGGAGCUCUCCUCGGAGCUGGCUUCACAGAAGGGACCGUUUACAUUCUUGAUGCAAUGUCCUUAGAAAGUGAAACCCCAGAGCCUUUCAAAUAUUCCAGAACCAGUGUGACUCACGUCAGCUUCUCCCAUGACUCCCAGUAUAUGGCGACCGCUGAUGUAAGUUUCACCGUGGCCGUUUACGUGGUGAGAGUCAAAAAUGGACGAAGGGUCUGGGAGUAUUUGGCAAGACUUCGUUCUCAUCGCAAGAGCAUUCGAAGUGUCCUGUUCGGGGUUCAUCUGGACAGCAACGAGCCGAGACUGCUGAGCCUCGGGAGAGACAGACUCUUGAUCGAGUAUAAUCUACUCAAGAGCUACAAAGACCACCUGGAAGUCCUGGACAUUCAGCGAACCGACCAGGGCAGCUACCCCACCUGUAUGGUCUGGUACCCACCACUUACCAAGGAGCUCUUCCUGCUCAUUUGCAACAGUGGCUACAAAGUGAAGCUUUUCAAUUCAACCACAAAAAUGUGCAGAAAGACACUCCUCGGGCCAGUUUACGGAUCUCCCAUUGAGCAGAUACAAAUCCUCCCAGUGAAAACCCCUCUGGAACUUCAGAAGCGCUACAUGGUGUUUAUUAACAGGGACAAGGUUGGACUUCAGAUCUUACCAGUUGAUGGCAACCCACAUAAGACAUCUGCUCUUAUAUGCCACCCCAGCGGGGCGGCUGGAAUGGACGUUUCCUAUGACGGCCGCUACACCUUCACAGCAGGAGGGCAGGACCGGUCGGUGGUGCAGUGGGAAAUCAAUUUAAGUGCCCUGGAGGCAGCAGUUUCUCUUGGGGGCGAAGACCUGACCCCAUUCUAUGGUCUGGUGUCUGGUGGCAGGGAAGGAAAAUUCUACAGGGAGCUGGAAGACUAUUUUUACUAUUCUCAGCUCCGUAGUCAAGGUAUUGAUACAAUGGAGACCAGAAAGGUGUCGGAACACAUCUGCCUGUCGGAGCUUCCUUUUGUCAUGAGAGCAAUUGGCUUUUACCCAUCGGAAGAGAAGAUUGAAGAUAUGUUUAAUGAAAUCAGAUUUAGUGAGUAUGUGGACACUGGAAAACUAAUUGACAAAAUCAACCUACCGGAUUUCUUCAAAGUUUACCUUAAUCACAGGCCACCCUUCGGUAACACCAUGAGUGGCAUCCAGCGGAGCUUUGACAUUCUUGGUUUUACCAAUUCAAAGGGAAAGAAAGCUAUUCGAAGAGAGGAUUUUCUGAAACUGCUUCAAACCAAAGGUGAGCACAUGACGGAAGAGGAGAUGUCUGACUGCUUCGCUACACUGUUCGGACUGAAUCCUGAGGGCUGGAAAUCCGAGCCCGCAGCCUCUUCUGUCAAAGGUUCAGAAAUUUGCUUUGGAGAAGAACUUCCAGACGAAAUCACUGCAGAAAUAUUCACGACUCAAAUUCUUGGCCUAACCAUUUCCCAAGAUUCUGGACAAGAUCCUACGAAAGAUCUGUGUCCUAAAGCCAUGGCUGCCCUAGACUCUGGGGUUUUUGGCCUGACCAUGUUCUUCAGAGAUCUGGAUGACAGAGGUUCCCCUGCAGGCAGUGGCUCAAAACUGACUAUAAUGAAUAGACACAGGACACUGGGACUCAACAAGUUAUCCUUCCCCUCCCCACACCUCCCACCCCAUGGUGAAUGAGCCUUCAUCCCGGAGGAGGAGUGACGUAAGGGUUGAAUUUACCAGCCUAGGAAGAGUAGUGUGACUUCAAACCCCAGUGUGGGGCAUACUGAUGCAAAGAUCGUCCAGGUCUGUUAUUUAACAAAUGCUUUCUGGUAUCUAGCAGUUACUGUGUGCCAAGUGCUGUUCUAAAUUCUUGACAAAUACUGUUUUGUUUUUUGUUAUUGUUGUUGUCGGUGGUGGUUUUUUUUUUCGGUACGCGGGCCCCUCACUGUCGUGGCUUCUCCCGUUGCGGAGCACAGGCUCCGGACACGCAGGCUCAGCGGCCACGGCUCACGGGCCCAGCCCCUCCGCGGCAGGUGGGAUCUUUCCGGACCGGGGCACGAACCCGUGUCCCCUGCAUCGGCAGGCGGACUCUCAACCACUGCGCCACCAGGGAAGCCCUGUUGUUGUUGUUUUUAA